CAGAUUAAGAACACGCAAAAGGCCACCAAACGCGAAAUUGAAGCAGGAAUACAAGAUUCGGCAUCUUGGCACGCUCAGUUUAAGCAUUCGGCUUACGUGUUUGCCGGUGGUCUGGACUACGAGUUGACGGAAGGAGACUUGCUCGCUGUUUUCUCACAAUACGGAGAAAUUGUCGACUUAAACCUCAUUCGACACAAGGAUACGGGAAAAUCGAAGGGGUUUGCAUUUAUCGCGUACGAGGACCAGCGGAGCACUAUUCUCGCGGUCGACAAUCUGAACGGGGCAAAGGUAGUCGGCCGGACGAUCCGUGUUGAGCAUGUUGACAAUUACAAGAAGCGCAAGGCGGAGGUACGGUUGGCGAAGCUGAAAGCCAGAGGCUGUAGUUUGGUGCAUGCCAAGGACUAA
Molecule: messenger RNA, 405 nt
Organism: Volvox carteri f. nagariensis
Lineage: Eukaryota; Viridiplantae; Chlorophyta; Chlorophyceae; Chlamydomonadales; Volvocaceae
Exons: 1
Biological process (GO): mRNA splicing, via spliceosome
Cellular component (GO): U2 snRNP; precatalytic spliceosome; catalytic step 2 spliceosome
Molecular function (GO): RNA binding
Source: RefSeq, a predicted model, not a curated record